Sinocyclocheilus rhinocerous is the source of this 9968-nucleotide messenger RNA. Its product is annotated as histone-lysine N-methyltransferase SETD2-like. The transcript has 22 exons. Gene Ontology annotation, molecular function: histone H3K36 methyltransferase activity; protein binding. Gene Ontology annotation, cellular component: chromosome; nucleus. Bases 721 to 8649 code for a protein of 2642 amino acids. The record is from RefSeq and is a predicted model, not a curated record. Gene Ontology annotation, biological process: regulation of DNA-templated transcription. Lineage: Eukaryota; Metazoa; Chordata; Actinopteri; Cypriniformes; Cyprinidae.
UUGAUUUCAUGGUGGGGAUCCCACACACCACUGAAGGCCCAUCGGGUUUCCAUGUGUUGUCUGACCAAAUGCCUUACAGAAUAGCUUUUAGCUGCCUCCGUCGUACGUUACCUUUUGCAUUAAACAAUUUUAUUCCGCGUUCCGUUGUAAUGGAAUAUUUCUUAGCUUAACAAGAACCCGAAAACGGUCGGAUCGUCAUCAGUCCCUCUGGACAGCAGCGCAUGCAUGUCGACCUCCUCCUUCACGGCAUGAGCUGUGGCUCGCAGAGAGGAGGAGCCGCAACCGGUGCAUCGCAUAUCGACUCCACCAGAUCAUCUGAGGCAGCCCUACUACACCAUGAACCAAAAAGGAUGGUGCCUUCCACAGCCUGCUUCGUACUGAUAAAACAGUACAGAGUCAUCUAAUGAGUAUUUAUUUUAUCACCGUGGACCGAGCAUUAAAUUCAAACAUUUGGAUCUAGCUGUAUGCUAUCUAGCACCAGGUGAAUUGUGUUUUCGUGAGCAGUUUGUUGCCCGGUGUGGAUUUGACGGCUGUUCUGCUGGCUGUUUAGGAAAAAUCAAGUGAAAGAGGUUGCCAUCAUUGUCCUACAAGAUGGAGUGCUUAACCGAACUGGAGAAGUAUAAGAAGUGUGACAUCGUAUCAGAGAGCAUACUACUCUGAGUUGGUUUGCCCCAGUGUUGCAGCUUCCUUCAAGUUGCUCAGCAUCAGCUCUGCCUCAAAAUGGAUGCUCUGUUGAAUCAAGAGCUCAGGGAAGGUGUGAAAGAUUGUUCGAUUAAGGUUGAAAACCUCCCGAAGCAAGUCAUAUUCAAAGGCCUUGCACCUAGGGUCGUAUUGACAAACCAUCUUCUGCCUAAAAGAACUAAGGCGAAGGUAAACCUUGAGGAACAGGGUCGACAAAAGGUCUCCUUCAGCUUCACACAGACAAAGAAACCACGUCAAAAUGUAUUUCUAGCCCCAGCAAGCCCGGAGAAAUCUGCAAGUGAACAUUCUUCUGCACUGCAAGCUGGACCUGUACCUACUCCAGAUCUAGCAGGACAGAGUGAUGAAUCCAAAAAUGUGGAUACAAAUACUACAGCAGCUGGGGAGACCCAGACAGCACCCACCCCAGUAUCCUUCCCUCUCAAAUCAAAACAUGUUCUUGGAAAGAUGCAUUUUAAGAAACAGAUUCUCAGCGUUACUGUUGUUGAGGAUAACUCCAUUGUCAGCACUGCCUCAGCAGAGAUUUCGGAGCCAGUAGUCCCAUCUGAGUCAGACAAAAUUAGUUCUUCAGCCAAGGUUGAAACUGAAACCUCAUUGCAACAGUGUCACAAGAACUCUGUCAUCGAUAGUUCCUCUGAAAAAGUUAUCAAAGAGGAAAACCCUCAGGAGAAAUUAGACUCAUGCCUUAAAGGUCCUGUUUCUUCCCAUAUUGGGAAGGGAGAUAUGGAUUCUUCCAUUAUUUCUGAGCAUGAGGAAAACAGAAAAUCCCAGCCUCGAUCAGAUAGCACACUUCCAGGUUCGGAGUCUGAUGGGGAUUCAAUCCGAACAUCAUCUAGCCAGAAGUCUAGUGACCGCAGAAAUAAAAUGGACUCUGAAUGCCAGAGUAACGAAGCGAAAAGAUCCUCUAAUUCCAAAACUAAGGAGUUAGAAAAAUCCAGGCCUGAUAGGAAAGAAGAUGAAAAGGGGUUGAGUCGUUUAAAAUCUGAGCAUGACUCCAGGCACACAUCAUCAAGAUCUUCUCGUUCUGACAGAGACCGAAGAAGGACCAAAAGUCGGUCACGGUCUAGAUCUCGAGGCUGUCGAACUAGUUCAUAUUCCAGGUCUGAAAGGUCCAGGAGUGAGAGACCGUCAAGGUCAGAUAGGUCACAUUACCAUGAUUCUGAGCGGAGAUUUCAUAGAAGUUCUCCUCAUCGUGAAAGGAGAAGCUCACGUUCACGAACCGAUGGCAGGUCUCGUGACAGUUCUGACUCGGAGGAUGACCACCGGCGGACAAGGACUCGAGGUAGUGACUCAAGUCGAUCCUCCACUUACUCUAGCUCGCAAAAAGACUCAGAAUCAUCCACUCACUCCAGAUCCCACAGGGACUCAAAACCCACAGAUUGUUCUCGAUCAUCUGAGUCAGACAAAAGAUCACAGCAUUCAAAGUCAGAGCGAUCUCAUUUAAAAGCUGGUGACUCUGAAUCCAAUAGAAAGAGCUCUCCUGAAGCAGAAGCAGUUCACAGGAACUCCAGUGCCCACUCUAAAUCUGAGAUUAAUGCUAAAACCUCACAUUCUAACCCAGCUACCUCAUCCCGAACAUCUGAGAAAAAGGUCCAUAAAAACAGCUCUGACUCUGAUGAGGAGCACAGAAAAAAACGUCAGUUACAAGGAUCAGACAGGUCAUCUGUGUCUGGGACUUCAUCUUCCAAAAAAACUGAUUCAGCAGAUCACAAGACUUUAAAUAAUGUUACAGGAACAGAGAGACAAUCAAAAGACAGGUUAAGUAAUAACACAAAGCAGUCACAGUUAGUCCCCAGCCCAGUUACUCCUCCGAAGGAAUGCAGCAAAAUUGAUGACAACUCUUCUCCGCCUAAAUCUAAAUGCACUUCUCAACAGAUGCAUGAAGCUACGCACAAAGUUAAUUUGGUCAAAACAAAUCAACAAACUGAGCAUCAACCUCCAAACCAAGAGGGAAAGUGCACAAAUGUUCCUGAGAGUCACAAGACAACUGAUAGAUUGAAGGAAUUCAUGACAAGUAGAAGUCUUGAAGUUAGAAGUUCCACUGAUAAACCUGGAAUGAAAAAUGAGAUUCCAAUCCAAAGUAAAGCUCUGGCAGAAGGACUGACUGACUCAUUUUGUGUAGGCCACACUCCCGAUCAGGAUUCAGUAGGAUCACUGCCAGACCCUCUUUCUGUGAAAGAAUUACCACCUGGAGGAUGCUUGAAAUUAAACACUAAAUUAGAUGGGCUUUCACUAACCAUUAGUAAAGCCAGUAUGCCCAUCACACAGAGUGCUCAACUCUGUGAAAAAGAUUCUGAGCAGCAUUAUGUGAAUCCUGAACAACCCAUUAGUGGGAUUUUGAAAAAGGAUGGUAGUGCAAAAAAAUCCCGAUGGGAUAUUGUUGGUCAAGGCACUUCAGAAAAUCAAAGCCCUAUGAAAAUAGUGAAUCCAGAUGUGGAAAAGGUCAUUUCGGCAAAAAGAAUAGAGUUCAACAAUGAUACUACCCCUGAUGAAUCUUGCACACAGAAACAGGGCUCUGAAGUACCAUCUGAAAAAUCUGUAGAAGGACAAAUACGAGACACAUCCUCAGCUGAAUCUCAUCAAAAAGUAAGUCCUUGUGCAUCUGACCUUGCAACCCAACAUACUCAUGGUGAACUUAUAAAUCAGACUGUUGAAGUUCCUCAAUCAACAAGUGCCCCUGUUGUUAGUGAUCUUCCCCUUAAUUGCAGUUCUGGCAGUAAAGAGAAAAUCAAUGUAGACAAACUAAAGCCUGAAACUCAAAACCCUGAUUCCUUAAACCAUGAUGGUAAAUGCCACAGUGAGGACAGUGAGAGUGAAGAAUCGGACUCAGAUUCAGAUGAUGGGCGUGUUUCCUUAAAGCGGCUGCACUCUGUGGUGGUUGUGCCAAAAAAUUCAACCAUUGCUCUUGAGAUGAAUGACUUGAAUGACUCUGUGUUUUCUGGACAGCAACAGACUGAUACACAUGAAAGCAUUAAUAGGGAAUUUGGUUGUGGCUUUAACAAUCAGUCAAAACUUGAGGAAUCAUCAGCACUUUUUAAGGCCAGUGCACAAACUGCAAUGCCAAGUCCAGAUAUUAAAUGUGUUUCCUACCAAUCGCAGAGUAACAUGGUUGACAGCACCAGCCAUUCGGAGGCUACCAGUGGUCUUGUGGACAAGAACCGGGGUGCCCAAGAAAGACCAAAUAGCGUCCAGAUAAACCAAGCAUCACUUCUGAGUUUUGAAAAGACUUGCAUGCGACCUGAAUCGGAUCACCAUCAAUACCAUGAUAGACCAGAUAGCUGGUGGAAUGGAAGGAAAGGAGGAAAGCAGCACUAUGGGGACUCCACUGACUUCAACAGUGGUAAGGGUUAUGGCUUAGCCUGGGACUUUAACCAGUCAGAACAGCCCAGCAGUACAUUUCAGCAACCGGACAGCAGUCAUGGCACUGAACACCUGCCUAAACCAGGAAUUGCUCUGUUUGAUAGUGGUCACAGACCAGGUCCAUUGGCUCAGCCUGCCAUCUCUGAAACCAACAGACCAGUCAACGCACAUGUGCCUUUUCAGUAUCAUGAUUCAGUUAACCAGAUCCAUCCAGACUCUUUGACCAAUGAUCAUGAUGAUGACAGGGUAGUAGGGAUCAAACAAGGAUCUAUCCUGUCUGCUGAUCUUCCAGGAUCAUCCCCAUUUGUUCAAGCCCAUGAGAUAAGUAGCAAUUGCAGCUUCACCACAGAAAGUCAGAACACCUCGGAAGCUCCUAGAGAAGACAACAAAAAGCCUCAUCGAGGAAGGGGUCCACCUAAGAAGAGACGUCCUGAGUUUGAAUCUGAAUCGGAUAAUGAGGCAGAGGCCGGUCUGACCAGUAAAAAGGAGUGUUUGGAUGAGAGCUCAAGGGUUGUGAAAGAUAGUAAGGAAUUUUUCCACCAAAUUCAAGAGGUGGAGCGCCCACUGCUCAGUCUGAAAGAGUUCCAGGAUCCAGCUGUGUGGAGGGAAAAGGCAAAGCAGAAAAAAAUGCCACCCUACUUUGACCUCAUCGAAGAAAAUGUGUAUCUGACAGAACGCAAGAAGAAUAAGUCUCAUCGAGACAUCAAGCGAAUGCAGUGUGAGUGUGCUAUCCUCUCAAGGGAAGAGCGCUCCCAGGGAAUGAUGGCAUGUGGGGAGGAUUGCCUCAAUCGCUUGCUGAUGAUUGAGUGCUCUUCCCGGUGUUUGAAUGGAGCAUACUGCUCCAAUAGGCGAUUUCAAAUGAAGCAGCAUGCAUACUUUGAGGUAAUUUUGACUGAGACCAAAGGCUGGGGCUUACGAGCAGCCAAAGACCUACAGCCGAACACCUUUGUUUUAGAAUACUGUGGAGAAGUUUUGGAUCACCGGGAAUUUAAGGCACGGGUGAAGGAGUAUGCGCGAAACAAGAACAUUCACUAUUAUUUCAUGGCUUUGAAAAAUAAUGAGAUAAUUGAUGCUACUUUGAAAGGAAACUGCUCCCGUUUCAUGAAUCACAGCUGUGAACCCAACUGUGAAACUCAGAAAUGGACUGUAAAUGGCCAGCUCCGAGUUGGCUUCUUCACCACCAAAGCUGUGACAGCUGGAACAGAACUCACUUUUGAUUAUCAGUUCCAAAGAUACGGUAAAGAGGCCCAGAAGUGUUUCUGUGGAGCUCCUAGCUGUCGAGGUUUAAUUGGUGGAGAGACUCGGGUUAGUGUCCGAGCAGCAGGUGGGAAGAAACAGAGGGAACGCUCACGGAAGAAAGACACUGACAGUGCGCUUACCACGUUGGAUGAGGAGCUGGAGGCUCUGCAGGAGAAUGGAGAAGGCUUGUGUGGAGAGAAAGAUGUGAUCUCGCUCUGCAGACUCAUGGUGCGAGUGGAGACAAUGGAGCAGCGACUCACCUGCCUUAAACUCAUCGAGAAUACCCAGAAUCCCUUGUGCCUGAAGCAGUUUUUGGAUCACCACGGCUUGUCGCUGCUGUGGAUAUUUAUGGUUGAACUUUCUGAGGCUAAGAGCAAUUCUGUAAACAACAUUAAACUACAGCUGGAGAUAAUGAAGGCUCUGGCAGUGCUUCCCAUCUCAACAAAAAACAUGCUGGAGGAGAGCCGAGUGCUACAGUUUAUCCAGCGCUGGGCUCAAAGCCGGCCACUCAGCCAACCAGCAGAACAGGAUGGCUACUCCAGUGAGAGCACCUCACGUGCCCAAACGCCCCUCAACACCCCUGAUGGUCCACCAGCCAAGCUGGCUACUGAGCUGGAUGGAGACACUCCCAAGCGGGCAGUCUACCGUAGGUUGAAGAUCAUCAGUGAGAACAGUCUGGACAGUGCCCUGUCCGAUGCUAGUAAAGCUUCGGAUGGGAAAGAAGAGGAAGAUGAGGAAGAGGAAGAGAUGGAGGAUGAGCCUUCACAGUUGGAAGCCACAAUUGAAAGGGAGGUAAAAGUAGAAAACAGUGAAGCGCCUUCUGAGAGUCAAGCUGAGCUUGAGCCCGAAUUAAAACAGGAGCCCCCUGAAACCGAAGAAGUCACACAUUCAACACCAGAGGCCACUGCCGGUGAAGGAGAGACACUUGAAACACAAGAACCUGAAGAAAAACCCCUCGUUAAGCCUGAAGAACAACUGGAGGAUGAGAAGAUUGUGGAAGAGACCAAGAGUGAGGAGCCAUCAGAGUCCCAGACAGAGUCAGCAGCAGUUGAAGAUGCCCCUUCAGUCACAGACACCACAUCUGCAGCAGACAUUAGUAAUGAUGUAGUUGCUGAAGUGGAAACUCCCAUAACUGAGACCCAGGUGGAAAACACAUCUUCUGAACAAUGCAGCUCCGAAGAGAAUGCAAGUUGCAGCACUGCAGGAAUCACACCCACGCAACCGUCGGAAACCAUAAUGGAGAGCGUCUCCUCUGAAUCCACAGCUGUUGCCAUAGAGAGCACACCCACAGAAUCUCCAUCUGUCUCUGUGGAAACCACUCCAACUGGAUCUGCUGCUGUUUCUACUGAAAUUGUGUCAUCAGAGGCUGACGUAGCCGCCGGUUCUGCUGAUGCAUCGGCCCUGGCUAUUGUGGCUGUUCCAGCAGAGGGCGCUGCAGUGGGGACGCCUUCUCAAGAUGAGGAGGAAGGUGUUUCUGAUGUCGAAAGUGAGCGCAGUCAGGAGCCACAAGUUCGGGCUUCUGAUAUCAGUGAUAUGGCCGCCCGGCUGCUGGACAGUUGGAAAGACUUAAAGGAAGUUUACAGGAUACCAAAGAAGAGCCAGGUUGAAAAAGAGUCAAGUGAUCGCAGUCGUGAUCGAGAAGCCCUGAUGACCCCUCGCACACCUUCGAGCAGUCGAGAGAGAGAGCGAGAAAGAGAGAAGGAGCGUGAUCGGGAUCGAGACCGGGACAGAGACUGGGAGCGUGAACGAGACUGGGACCGUGACCGUGAGCGGGACCGGGAGAGGGAUGGAGAGAGAUCGACUCUUCGCAGUGCAGAUAGAAAAAGGCGACGAGGCUCCACCUCCCCUCUGCCGCCUUCAGCUUAUGAGAGGGGCCGCAGAAAUGAUGACCGUUAUGAGCAGGCCAGCAGCAAUAAGAAACUCCACACCAAAGAGUCUCGUAACAAGCUGUCUACUGAGGAACGACGAAAGCUCUUCGAGCAGGAAGUGGCUCAGCGGGAGGCCCAGAAACAACAACAACAGCAACAACAACAGCAGCAGCAGCAAUUACAGACUCUUGCGUUUAACCCACUGGCCUACAUCUCCAGUCCAAACUUCAUGGCCUACCCGCCUGGAUACCCUAUCCAGACCUACGUGGAUCCCACCAAUCCCAAUGCAGGAAAAGUGCUCCUGCCCACACCUGCUGUAGAGCCUCUUUGUGUCACCCCAGCUCCUGGUACAUAUGAACAAACACCUACACAGCCCAUCAUAUCAGAUCUCAGUCUAGCUUCACCCUCUUCCACCACCACCCAGGCCGGACCUGCCUCCAGCUUGUCACAUAUCCCUGCCUCUCUGGAGCUUUCCUCUGGCACACAGACUCAGCAGUUUAUCCAGCCUGCUGUGCCAGCACAGGACCCGAGCGUGGCUGUCUUGUCGGUGUCUGCGCAAACAGCCAGCCCACAGGUCCAGGGUCAGCAGGGCUACACAACGCUCUGGGACCCCAACACACAGCAAGCGGUCACGGUACAGACACAACCGACCCAGCAAUACUCCACCACGGCACAGCCUCAGACUGCCAUCUACUAUCAGGGCCAGCCCUGCCAGACCAUCUAUAGCAUUCCUGCAGGCUACCCACAAACCAGCACUCCUGUCAUACAGACAUACACUGAGCCAGCUGCCAGUUACCUACAUGGGCAGCAGGUGUACACGGGUCAUCAGCAGGGUGUGGUUGUGCAGCAGGGAGGCACAGUCACCACCAUUGUCACAUCUCAGACAGUUCAACAGGAAAUGAUCGUACCCAACAGCAUCGUUGAUCUGCCACCCCCUUCCCCUCCCAAACCUAAAACCAUUAUCCUGCCUCCCAGUUGGAAAGUGGCGCGAGACCCAGAGGGCAGAAUCUAUUACUAUCACAUCAUCACCAGGCAAACACAGUGGGAUCCUCCCAGCUGGGAUGGGACUACAGAGGAAGCCAGUGUAGAACACGAGGCUGAGAUGGACCUCGGGACGCCCACAUACGAUGAAAAUCCUUCAAAGUUCUCUACAAAGACCGCCGAGGCUGACACGUCCAGUGAGCUGGCCAAAAAAAGCAAAGAAGUCUUCCGCAAGGAGAUGUCACAGUUUAUUGUGCAAUGCCUUAAUCCGUACCGCAAACCAGACUGCAAGCUGGGCCGUAUCAGUAACACAGAAGACUUCAAACAUCUCGCUAGAAAGCUGACUCAUGGGGUGAUGAACAAGGAACUGAAGUCUUGCAAGAAUCCUGAAGAUCUUGAAUGCAAUGAGAACGUCAAACACAAGACCAAGGAGUACAUCAAGAAGUACAUGCAGAAGUUUGGCACUGUGUACCGGCCCAAGGAAGACACAGAGCUGGACUAACUAGCCUGAAGCAAACCCAGGAACCUCCUGGCAGCUCUUUCCAACUGAACACCUCUGGCCUGAACAGUUUUGGUGUGUCAGAACAGGGCAGCUCGAGCUCGAGUCCUGUUGUUUUGUUCCACUGACCAUCUAACCAUGUCCUAAAUGCUGCUCUAGGAGGGGGCGUUGCCUGAGCUGUCCCGCACAGGGGACGCUUUUAUGAUGAGAUAAACUGCUGCGGUAUGAAGCGCGGAAGACGCAAACCAAGGGUGCUACACAGAUUCUUUCCAAGAUCUUUUUAGUCUUCUCAAAAUUAUCUCUAAGGCAAGUGUCAUCACUUGAGCGAAGAGGAUCAUCUUAAACUCUGUUCUAGAUGGGGAGAAAAAAGAAUAAGUGGACCAUUAAAAUCCUUUUCCCUUGCCACCCCACUCCAUUACUGUAGUUGUUACCAAGGGCUUUUGUUAGCUUGCCUGCUCUGCUAAAGGUCCAAUCCCUCGCUGAUAGUAGUCGAGAAAGAAGGAAGGAGAAAUACAGACGCUAAGGAUUAUAUCUCAGAUAAACUACCCACAGAACUAGUCAUGUUGGACACACUGGCCAUGGGGUCGCCCAGCUCAGCAUUGUUUUUAUGGAUUUUAGACUACAAAAUAGAAGUGUGCAGGUCUGUGAUCUAACCCCAUUUGCCCUGGUCUUGUUUCUCCUCUCGACUGGGUGGAAGGUUAUGUAGCAAUGAUAUUUUAUCGAGGUCUUUCACACUGUUUUUACAUUAACAUGUUUUUAUUCAUGUCGCGAAGGCAAAUGUGAAGCCCUCCAGGCAGUUUGUAGCUUAUUUUUGUGGCCAUCAUGUAAGGAUUGAUCAGGUUUACUAUCCCAUAAGCUCUGGCCGUUAAUCAGCUCUCACCCCACCUUAUUAACCUGCAUUAAAUUUCCAAACAUGUAUUAUAUUGCUUUAUAUGUGAAUAUAUUGAGAGUUAGUUUUUGAGACCAUUUGCAGAGACUUGACUGUGGGGGUCCACGUUGUCUUGUGUAAAUAGGUCUAAUUAUACCAGACCGGAAAAACGGAAUUAGAAGGAUACGACUAGGCCCAAGUCCUCCGUCCCGUCGGCACGGCUCUGGUGUGCCUACAUCAUGGCUCCGUAUGUUGGGUUGGGUUUUAAAGGUGAGGGUGUUGUUUCUUUUUCCCUUGCUUUCUCUGUAGAAAGACUUUGGAUCUUUUUUUAUGUACAAAUAGGAGUCUUGCCCCACUCCACUGUAAGUACUGUGCAAGCACAUUGUCAUACUGAGUGUAAAAACAUUUUAAGAUAAAAUUAACUGUUUUCUAAAAAAUAAGUCUUGGUUGUCUU